Lasiosphaeria miniovina is the source of this 668-nucleotide messenger RNA. RefSeq lists its product as uncharacterized. NCBI's taxonomy places the organism in Eukaryota, Fungi, Ascomycota, Sordariomycetes, Sordariales, Lasiosphaeriaceae. The record is from RefSeq and is a predicted model, not a curated record. Bases 205 to 549 code for a protein of 114 amino acids. The transcript has a single exon.
CUUACCUAUAACACGUCGGAUUGUAGUUGUAAGGCACACUUUACACACCACCAAAAAAAAAAGAUGUUGCCGCACCCACACACCUGUCGCAAGGCGCCGCAACAGAUUCCCAAAUUGUCGGCCAGCGCGGAAGCUAUCGCAGUAGUCGCACUGCGUGAUUAUAAGUUCAACUAGUUCGGAAGGUGUGCAGUGUGUCGAAGAAAGAUGACUCGCACCGACCUCUCUACCCAUUCAUUCUCCGUUGCACUUCCCUCCCAUCGCAGAGCCACCCGAACCUUGUAUGGCCCGGUCCAGAGAAUGCAACAGUCGAGCCCGUCCAUUUCGCCAGAGGUCAUUGUGGCCAUCGCGCUGGGGAUUCCUGCUCUAUUUAUCGCCCUGCUGUCCCUCUGGGUGACAUACCUUAGCUUCACCCUCUCCCGGUCGCACAUCCGCCCAAGAUCCGCUGUCUGGACAGUGGCUUUGAGGCCGAUUGAGCAUCGAUUCCAGGCCACUGGGGCCGAACAUGACGAGCUUCCGACAGUGCCUUAUUCGGCGUGGCGUCGACACUGAGCCUGUAACCCCCUUCCCCGGCGAGCGCCUCCGCCGUCGCUGCUGGCUUCUCAUAAUAGUGCAGCUGUGAGUGCGUUCAUGGUGAUUCCCGGGAGCACGGUAUCUGACCCAGACCAUUU